This is a messenger RNA of Sitodiplosis mosellana (orange wheat blossom midge), 3447 nucleotides long. RefSeq lists its product as uncharacterized. The record is from RefSeq and is a predicted model, not a curated record. The transcript is spliced from 2 exons. Lineage: Eukaryota; Metazoa; Arthropoda; Insecta; Diptera; Cecidomyiidae. Bases 2174 to 3343 code for a protein of 389 amino acids.
CCAUCGCUCCAGCUUGAAGUCACUGCUUCUGAUUCACUAAAAGAAACAAAAUCGUCAUUGGAAAUGUCUAUUGGCCAAAUGUUUUCCGCUUUCGUUGUUUCAGUUUUGUGCUUUAUCACCAAUGAACAAAAUCUCAAAUCCAAGGCCUGGUUUUCAAUUUACUGGCACAAAAUAUGACCAAGACAUGAUAGGAAAUAAGCAAAACCAAUGAGAUUUUUUCAUUGUAUUUUCCACAAAAUUGAUAUGUUUUAUGUGGUGAAAGUUACAAUUUAAGUAAUAAUUUAAUAACUGGUUUAUUUCGAUUCACUAUUCAGUUUCAAGCAAGGGUUCUUGGUAUCAAGAACCUUCUAAUGAAUUUCAUAAUUAUGAUUUUUUUUGGCUUAUUCUAUUGACAAAGACAGUAAAUGUAAUUAUGAAUUCGGAGAUUACGAAUGUAUUUUUGUCUAUUUUGGGGAACAGUUGAAGAAUAGUUUGUUCACUUUAUGGAUUCAAUAUCUGUUUGGGUUGCCUGCUCCACUAGAAAUCGGAUAAAAAAAAUGAAUGAUCAAUACCUUUGCCCAGAACUUUUAGCCAAUUCAAUUUACAUAAAAUUUAAUUUCAAUUCAACUCACGUUGGCAAAUAAACACGACGCACCAUGUAUUUCAGCAAAUUCAAUUCAAAUCAGAAAACUAAAUUCCGAAAUUGCAAACGCCAGUCCUGAAAAAUUAUUAUUCAUAAAACAUAAUUGCCAAAUUGGCUUGAUUGAAUCGAAAACUCAGAGAAAAAGUUGAAAAUCUGGUGGAUGGUGUGUCGCACAAUAAAUUAUUCACGAAACAAUGUUCGACAGUCGGCUAGCAGAUACCUCCUGUUCCCCACACACAAAUUGGUGGUUCUGAGCAAUAUGCGCCGCAAUUUGAAAAAGUUCCUGAGGUUUGGUGUUUUGAAUGUAUUAUAUGUAGUCAACGCGAUGGUUCUGUGUUUACAAACUCAUAAAUAAGAACUGAAAUGUGGCUUGAAUUGCAUUUUAUUCAGUGGCAAAUACUAAUAUCGACGAUUUUGGAUUAAGCGAUUCUAAGAAAAGCGAUGUAAAAUUGAGUGCCGAACGGACUAAUGUUUAUAUGGAUGCGUCAGAAUAAAAACAACUUAUGAUACGCUCACAAGUCGAAGCGCUACUCAGAACAUUUGCGCGUGAAAAUGAAACAAAAUGUUUUUGUUAGAUGAAUGCGGAACGAUGUGUUUUAGCAAACGCUUUACCUAUUUCAGUGUUCGGCAUGAAUGUAACAAUAAAAUAUUGUUUCGCUUUGUUAUGCAAAUGUUGUGGGUAGCGCUUUGAUACGUAAUCAUAUCGAACGUUGUUUUUAAUCUGACGCGUUCAUAUAGUGAUCUGAAUUGAAGAAUUUUCUCACUGUUCUUGAAUUACCGAACUAAAAUAAAUAAAUAAGCUAACAUAAUUGAAAUAAUUUGUAUGAGAACGGCAUACAGUUUAAAGUCUAACGCUUAUAACCAGAUGACCAACUGGUUAUGUGUUCGGGAGUCAGGUCGGAAAUGUCUAACAGUUAAAUAGUUUCAAUUUCAAACAGUUUAGUUUCUUUUUGUUUAAGUUUUAUUCGAAUUUAUUUAUUUUUCAUUUUAAUUUUAAUUUAUGAAUGACAAUGAUUUUCAGAGAGAGCAAAUGUUCUGCUCCGUUCGAAACUUGAAACACGGCUGACUAAAAACUAAACUCCUGUGUUCCUGCUCUACUUGCCGUUUCAGCCGCAUAUAAUCUGUUUUGGUUUUAGAUGAGCCGAAAACGUAUUUCAUGUUUGCACAUAGGGAUCGUCGUUGAGAGUGACAUGUCAAAGGUUAUUCAAAUUGUGAGACGAUGAGCGUAGUACUGAAUAGUCUACACGCUGUUUCUGAAUUCAAAAGAACGCAAUAAACAUUGCAAGUCAGAGCUAGUGGCGAAAAGAGCUGUGCGACUGUUUGUGUGUUGAGCGCACAGCCGGCAAUACAUUGGUUUAUGUGUAUGUGCACUGUAGCAUAUCAAAUUCAUAACGACGCUACACUGUGUCACUGCGAUCCAUUUGGAGUUAGUUUGUCACAAGGAGCGGAGGCAAGCGCGUGCAAUCAACUUGUUUUGCUGUUCAACCUUAUUGAAUAGCUCAAAGUGAAAAUUUAUUGAUUCAUUUAAAAUUCGUCGUCACAAUCCAAAGGAUGAAUUCAAAAUUGCUGGAGCAUUUGAGCGGUCGUCCGAUCGCACCGAUCGCGAAUGUAUCGGAAGAAAAACACAACCGGAAUGCCUUGAAAAUUAUGUGCAUUCUAGACUACAAGCUAGAAAAGUCUGGAUGGUAUCGGGAAAUGUCGACGAUGAAAAAACGUUUGAUGCAGUUAAUGAACAUUCAUUCAUUCGGCACAUUCAAAUACAUCAAAUAUUCUUUGGCGAAGGAAGCAAAAAUCCAUGGUAAAGUGUUAAAGUGCAAGCGAUGCGAAAUAAUUGGUCCGUAUUUGGUGGUGCUGGAGCACAUGGCCAUCAACCAUGACAUGCAUGCCUCUGCAGUGUUGUGCAUGUUUUGCGAAAAAGACGAUCUUCAAGCCCACAACACAUCCGAUUCGUUGGAAACGUGCUAUAACACCUAUUUGGAUAAGCAUCUUAGUGGCACCUAUUUUCCCGAUGGGAUCGUCAAGUUUUACGAUUUGUUGAAGAAAUUGGCAAGAACACUGGGUGUGCUAAGCAGACGUAGUAAGGAGUUCAGAAAUAUAUUGGUCGAUAGUACUGAAACCAUUCCGCUUGAACAAGCUGAUGACUCGAUGAGCAACCAAAUUGUUGUAUCGUUUCCAAAGAAGCGGACAUACAAAGACACUGACUCGCGCCCGAUGGAAAUGUUGUUCCAAGAAGCAAUGAUUUACUUUCACAAGGAUCAUGCGCCUGAUUACAUUGACGACACUCUCAGUGUGAAUGCAACCAGACCAAACCAAUUUAUGCCAAAUUUAUUUGCGUCGGAUUUAAAUCAAAGCUCCAAUAUCCACACUCGAAUGAAUAAUGGCAACGAUCCAACGACAUUCUCAAUGCCACGUUCAUUUUCUCGGUAUGACUCAUCACAAAUGUCAUCUCCGUAUGAUUUGCCCAGUUCAUCAUCGCAAUUUCCAGUGCCACCACCACUGACUCUGCCUGAAUUGCGACCAAUGCCGUUGUUUGGAAUCUCACCAGAGGAAUCGCAUUUUGGCAACUUCAUCUCGUCUGUAUUGAACAACAUACAAGAUGGACCAUUGAAGAAGCGAGCCAAGUUGGAAAUCAAGAGCAUCAUCUACAAAUACUCCGCUGAAGAUGUGGCUAAGCAGAUGGGAAAAACUCAAAAUAGCGACGAAAGUUCAACUGACGAUUAAUUAUCUUUGUUUAUCGAAGAAAACCACUUCAUUAGCAUAACCUUACAUAAAUCAACUUGUCAACACACAUGAAUUGCGAAGACCAAUUAAAUUUUGUAGAUAUU